GUGAGUAAAUGACGUAGGCACCGAUAGGCGUUUUAAUAGCAUUAAAAUAUAUAUAUUAAAAUAUAUAUAUUAAGGUAUGUGUGCAAUUAUACUCGUGCUUUAGAAAUUAGUUUCGACAGAGUUAAGAGUUAAUAUAUGACCAUCAGAGUACAUUUUUGCGGCUUAAAUUAGCUUUCUUGGCUCAAUGGUUCAUAGUAAAAGCGACGGUGUGUACUUCCGCUCCUAAGACGAGAAAUUCACCUGUUUCUUAAUCAUUUUUGUACGUUUUUAUGGAUAACAUUGUCUUAAUUCCCCCACAUAUUUCCCCAAUAAUGACGUUUUACGACUUUCUAGAGCAGCGUUAAGCUAGCUCUACUCGCGGCUAGCAUAGCGUGCGAAGUAGCCGAGAUGCAUUGUGGGACAUGUAGUUCGCCAUAAUGCAAACAAUGGUUGUUUAUGACAGAAGGUAAGUACUUUUAACGCGCUUUAAAAUGGUCAUGUGGCCACUUGAACGCUACCAGGGAGCGGGGGAGACCUUGCCGGAUGAGGAUGAACAAUAUAGUGCGUGUGGGCGGGGGGUGAUGUUGCGAGCGGGAGGGCGGGACCACGGCUGGUUAAAGCCCAGCAGAGGCAGCAGCAGCCCCGCAGAAGCUGCUCGCUGGUCCCCCCGCGUACAGGUGCUCGACGCGGAGGCUUCCUCGGUACGCCGAGCAGACUGGGAGUCCAGACAUAUUUGGAUGCGUGUGGUCAACAUGAAAGCCCCCCUCUUCCUCCCCCUGAUGCUCCUGGCCGCCAUGUCCCAACCACGAGCCUUCCCCUUCAGCGCCUCUCUGGACGUGGACGUCACCCCCAGGACCACCGUCUUCGUCAAAGGCCUGCUGGGCAGCGCUCGCUUCACCGGCUCCACCCGGAACUACAGCACCUUGCUGCUGGAGGAGGAGGCGGGGCUUCUGUACGUGGGAGGAAGAGGAGCGCUGUACGCCCUCCACGCCGCCAACAUCUCCACAGCCGCCAGCCCCCGGGUGGACUGGGACGCUUCACCUGAGCAGAAGAGGCAGUGCCUGAGCAAAGGUAGAGACAACAAGACCGAGUGUUUCAAUCACAUCCGCUUCCUGCAGCGCCUCAACCAGACUCACCUGUACGUGUGUGGGACCAAUGCCUUCAGACCUCUCUGUGCUUACCUGGACUCGGAACGCUUCAGCUUGUCCUCGGGCUUCGAGGAUGGAAGAGACCGGUGUCCCUAUGACCCGUCCAAGGGAUACACAGGCCUGCUUGUAGACGGCGAGAUGUUCACGGCUUCCCAGUACGAGUUCCGCAGCUCGCCUGACGUGCGCCGCAACUUCCCCUUCCCCACGCUCAGGACGGAGGAGGCGCCCACCCGCUGGCUUCUGGAGGCCGACUUUGUGGGCUCGGCGCUGCUCCGGGAGAGCGCCAACAGCUCUGUGGGCGACGACGACAAGAUUUACUUCUUCUUCACGGAAAAGAGCCAGGAGCAGACGCCGUACCCGAGCCGCACCAAAGUGUCCAGAGUGGCCCGGGUUUGCAAGACGGACUGGGGCGGUCAGAGAACUCUGCAGAGGAAGUGGACGUCCUUCCUCAAGGCCCGCUUGGUGUGUUCAGUCCCCGAGUACGAGCUGCACCUCAACGUCCUGCGCAGCGUCUUUGUCCUGCACGGCCCCGACGCUCACAGCAGCUUCUUCUACGCCGUCUUCGGUCUGGAAUGGAAGAACAUCAAAGCCUCGGCCGUCUGCCAGUAUUCCUUCUCGGAUGUGCGGAGGGCCUUUGAGGGGCCCUACAUGGAGGUGCAGGACUCCAAGUGGAGGGAGUACACAGGGAAGGUCCCCGAGCCAAGACCUGGAUCAUGCAUCACAGACCUGCACCGCUCCAAGGGCAUCAACUCCUCUCGAGACCUCCCAGACAACACCCUGACUUUUGCCAGGAGGCACCCGCUCAUGGCCACCCAGGUGCACCCCAUUGGGGGGCGCCCCCUCAUGUUCAAGAGGAGCGUCAACUACGUGCGCAUAGUCGUGCACCAACAGCCAGCGCUGGAUGGAAACAUCUACACCGUUCUCUUCUUGGGAACUGACGACGGCUGGCUGCACAGAGCGGUGGACAUCAGGGGUCAGAUGCACAUCAUGGAGGAGCUGCAGAUGUUUGCUGAAGAACAACCUGUGGAGAGUCUGGUGCUGUCUGACAGCCUGCGUCACAUCUACGUGGGCUCCCACUCAGGGGUGGUGCAGCUCCCCACGUCUACCUGCCGCAGGUACACUUCCUGUUACGACUGCGUCUUGGCCAGGGACCCCUUCUGUGGCUGGGAUGGCCGGGAGUGCGUGGAGGUGUGGCAGUCUGGACGGAACCUCACCCAGGACAUCCUGAGGGGGACCCGGGGCUGUGAGGACAACUCUGGAAACGUGCUCCACCGGAGGCGCUCCAUCAUGUCGGGUGACGACGCCCUCCUGCAGUGCGAGCUGCGCUCCAACUUGGCCACGCCCCGCUGGACGCUGGACGGCCGAGCGCUCCAAGGCCCGGGUGGGGACUAUCGCCCGGGUGGGGACUACCGCCUGGGCACGGACGGCCUCCUCAUCAUCGGGGCGCGGCGGAGCGGCUCGUACCGCUGCUUCGCCGUGGAGAACUCCGUAUCCGUCCUGGUCUACGUCUACACCGUGACGGUGCACGCCGACCCCAACUUCCCCGCCGAGACGACGCACGCCGCCGAGCCCACGACGGCUCCUGACGCCACCGUCCUCGCCGCCGCUCCCUCGCCACCCGCCAGGCCCUCGCUGCACACGUACCGCCACAUGGAGGUGGUCUACGUCUCCCUGGUGGCGGUCCUGGGCGGCCUGUGCCUGGUCCUGUCCGUGGUCCUGCUGUACGUGACCUUCUGCACCCGGCGCAGGAAGUACCCCGAGCGGGGCCUGCAGGUCCUGGGGGCCACGGAGAGCAAGAGGAGCUCCCUCUUCGAGCUGACGUCCAUCUCCAGCCGCUGCAACGGCCGCCGCUCCGUCUCCGCGCCCGCCUUCGGGGACUUCAGCGAGCGCUUCCUGCAGGAGGCGUCGUCGCCGCCCACCACCCCGCCCCCGGCCCCGCCCCUGCCCAUGCCGCCCCCGCUGCCCGACAUGGACUACGUCAACGGGCUCUCGGCCACGCUGCCCGGCGUCCUGCGCAAGAUGAACGGGAACAGCUACGUGCUCCUGCGGCAGCUGGACCGGGACGGCGCCUCGCCGCUCUGCCGCUCCUUCACCGAGGAACUGAACCGCAUCCUGGAGCAGAGGAAGCAGCUGGACCUGCAGCCCGGGGAGAGCGCCAUCUAGUGACUGCGGACGCUCACCUUUCCCUCAACAACCCUCCGGAGACACGCCGUGCUUCAGACCCACGCUGACAAAAACCACAUCCAGUCCUUCUGCUCCUCAGGAUAUGUAAUCAAGAUGAAGAUAUUUUACAUCUUCUUCCACUUAUCCGAGAUGG
Molecule: messenger RNA, 3444 nt
Organism: Nerophis lumbriciformis (worm pipefish)
Lineage: Eukaryota; Metazoa; Chordata; Actinopteri; Syngnathiformes; Syngnathidae
Gene: sema4gb
Product: sema domain, immunoglobulin domain (Ig), transmembrane domain (TM) and short cytoplasmic domain, (semaphorin) 4Gb
Biological process (GO): positive regulation of cell migration; semaphorin-plexin signaling pathway; negative chemotaxis
Cellular component (GO): plasma membrane
Molecular function (GO): semaphorin receptor binding; chemorepellent activity
Source: RefSeq, a predicted model, not a curated record